AUGACUGCUUCCAAAGAAAAGACCAAAGAGGCGCUGGUCAACGGCACCGAUCUCGACGAUCAGGCUGACCAGCGACCUCCAUCAUACCACAAUGAGGAGCAGCAGCUACAUCUCGCGUUGCCCAAGCUAUACCUUGGUGAGCCCAAGGAUAUUGGCAGCAUUAUAGCCAUGAAAACUGUCACCCGCGACCAGUGCAUCGCGCAUCUCAAAUUGCUUGCUGUUUUAGCAGAUCUACGGGACUUCAUCUCGAACCAGGAUGGCCUUUUUGAUCUCCAUGACUCUCAGGCCGAUAAAUUCGGUGAGGAGGCAGCCCAAGCAAAAGCUCGUAUUCGUGAGAAGCGCUGGGCUGUCUACGUGGCUCGUGCAGUCGACCGGUAUCACAAGUGGUGGUUUGCCGCCCUGCCUAGCUCGCGACCAUUCAUGACGAUGAAAGAUCAAGAGAGCCCGGCGUAUGAAGAAGUUACGAACUGUGAGAUGAUGAUCUUGUGGGAUGCGAAUAAUCUGCCUCCAAUCGACAUUCUAAUGGUCUGGCAUUCUCAUAUGCUUAACCCAAGGAACUUCCUAGAGGAUUGCAUUCGCUAUGGCAGGAUGAGUAUCUGGAGAACCGGAUUUCCAUUUAAAGCUGUCAAUGAAUGCAUCGAUGACGGCACCUUGGAGUAUGCCCCAAGCGAGGCUAGCCAACAGAAGUUCGAGAAACAGAUUAAUCUCAAAUGGGACAAUCUGCAAGACCCCUCAACCAAGGACCUUAAAUGUCCGUCCUGCAACAAGAAGACACCGGUCCCGUGGACUAAGGGUGAAAUAAGUUCAUCGCUCGACAAUGCAUUCGCAGAAAGUACUGGCUAUUCCGACAAAAGCUUUUCGGUCACUUGCAAACAUUGCCUCCUCACAAUCGACCACGGCUUGCUCAGGGUUGCCAAGUUCCGAUUUGACCUUCUCGAAUUGGUGAACCACGAUCUCCCUAUGCCAGGAACGCUAUUGAAUAUAAACGGAAUCCCAGAAGGUUAUGUAAAGGGAGGCUACAUCUCUCAUACGUCAAUGAGGUUUCCCAGCAAAUUGAUGCGAGCCUGCGGGAAAGACCUAGCAGCGUACACCGACGCCAGAACAAACUGGUGCCGAAACAUCGACGACCUCCGCAGUCAACUGGAGCUCAAAAUCCGCGACAAGAAAGCCCUAGCAGCGGCCUAUGGCCGUCAUAACGUAACCGUCCGACCUGCCGAAAAAGUGCACUUCCGACGCAUGAUGUCCCGAUACUGGGACAACUCCAGCCCAUUCGCACUUGACUUAGUGGGCGCCGUCAUCCGCCAAGGCACAUUCGUCCUAAAGAUGGAAAACAUAGACUGGCUCCACUCACCAGCAAUCACGGACACAGCCGACCGUCUAAUCAAGAAAUACGACGUAUUCCUCGGCAUCAUGCUCUCAAACCCCAAGCAAAUGGCCGUCCCAACACUCGACGUCGAUCUAGCCUGGCACACGCACCAGCUCCAACCGAGUCGCUACUACAAAUACACAACUAGUCGCUCAGUCGGCCCAACUCGCCGCUUCAUCGACCACGACGACAAAGUAGACGAAAACAGACUUUCGGAUGCGUUCCAGUGGACGAGUAAGAUGUACCGCCGUCUCACUAACGGCGGUAUCUACAGCGAGUGUACAUGCUGGUACUGCGAAGCGACAAGAGCACCAGAUCUAUACGAUCGCAUGUUCAAUAUUGGUUCUUCGUCUCGUGCACGCAACACUGCAGAUGCUUUGCAUGAUCGUGCAGACAUCUCUUCCGACCCGGAUAAGAACCCGCAUAUCUCUGCACACAAUGCUGUCCGUACGGCUCAUUCUGAUGCGGCCGCUGCUGUUAAGGCCAAUCUGCAGCGGAUUCGUUUGCAUCGGAAUUACGAGAAGGCUGUGAGGCGGGCUGAGAAGCAGGGUCGUCCAAGAUCGGAUUCCAGGACUACUAGGGAUGGGAGGUAUGAGCCUAUGUUCUAUGCGCCUUAUGCCUGGGGUUAUCCUAUGUAUGUCCCGUACUAUGGGCCGUAUAUGUGUGAUCCGGGUAUUAGUGCUAGUUCUUAUCCGUGUAAUCCGAGUUGUAUGAGUACUGCGUCUGGGGCUACAGGGAAUUGUUGCUCGGGAACUUGUGGUGGUGGUGUCGCAGCUGGUGCAUGUGGUGGUGCGGGUACUGGGGGUUGUUCUGGGGGUGGAGCUGCUUGUGGCAGUGGUGGCGGCGGUGGCUGUGGAGGAGGAGGAGGAGGAGGCGGCGGUGGAGGUUGCGGUGGAGGUGGUGGUGGAGGCUGUGGAGGUAAGAUCAUUCUGUUCUGUCUUCGCUUUGGGAAUCAAAUCUGA
This is a messenger RNA of Penicillium longicatenatum, 2328 nucleotides long. RefSeq lists its product as uncharacterized. The transcript has 3 exons. Lineage: Eukaryota; Fungi; Ascomycota; Eurotiomycetes; Eurotiales; Aspergillaceae. The record is from RefSeq and is a predicted model, not a curated record. The coding region runs from base 1 to 2328 and encodes 775 amino acids.